Molecule: messenger RNA, 1617 nt
Organism: Exophiala bonariae
Lineage: Eukaryota; Fungi; Ascomycota; Eurotiomycetes; Chaetothyriales; Herpotrichiellaceae
Exons: 1
Coding region: 1-1617 (538 amino acids)
Source: RefSeq, a predicted model, not a curated record
AUGGAAAACUUCACUGCACCCAGUUCUGGUGGCAAGACCCUGCGCCCUUGCCUCGCGGAACUGCUUCGCACGUGCGUAUACCCACCGAGGCUGCUCCUCAAGGUCGAGCACGUUUUUCGACCAGCAGAAUCCGACCGUAAUGGCAGGAGUACCAUGCCGACAAGUAACCAAACUCAACCGAGUGGUGAUCAUGAUAACCUUGAUGUUGAGCUUCGACAGUCAACUCCGCAAUCAUUGAGGCUUGCACUGUCGGAUGGGCAGCUACAGAUCCAAGCUGUACUUGCCACGAAAUUACACACCAAAGAAUUGCUGGAACUGCGAAAGGGAGACCUGCUUGAAUUGAAGAAAUUCCAGGUUAGGAGGGCGCCGAGAGUGAAUGGCAACGGGAAGGUGGUCUAUCUUGGCGUGGACGCCUGUGAAUGGGUUGGAUCUGUCACUCAGGAAGCUGACGAAGACCUUGGAGGCGGCUUCAUUCCUGAGGUAGACUACGAUCAUCUAUUGGAGAAGGAUAGCUUCCCUUCCACCAGGACCUUUUUAGGCAGGACAGCCGAGACCACACGAGGAAGGAACGAAGGCGAGGCAAUCCCAACCGCAAAACAGUCAUCGGAGACCAGGAUAGAAACCACAACACCGCUUCACAAGAUGGAUCGUAAACGGUCUCGUGACCCACCAAUUCACCAAAGUAAUCUCUCGAGUCGAAAGACCCUUUUCUCGGAGCAGCCUUCCUCGAGAUCGAGGUCCACAACUCGUCCUACGGUCCGUUUCGCAACUCCUAAUCCAGAUUCGGACGACUCGUCUGACGACGACGAUUUUGAGACCAUCGUCACCUCCCCAUCAACUAUUCAGCGACGACGAGAAACCCUCCGCAAUACCGGGCUGACCACACCAAGUAGAGUUGUGCCGGCUAGCACGCUUUCACACUAUGCCGGCGCCAGCAACGAUGAAGGACUUUUAGACGAUAAGUUCACCAAGUCACAGAGCCCGACAACAGCUACAGCAACCGAGGCUCUCCACAGCGAUGCGGAACUACCAUCGAGCACCAUACCACCUCAAGAGUACGAUGAUGCAGGCAAUGCUUCGUCCUCGUUAGCGGCGACUACCAGCCCGCUCCGGAUCACAACCCAACACCUACAACCUACCGCACGAUCCCAGGUGCCCAACCCUUUACCCUCGAACGCACCCCUGCAAACACUCUCCACCCUCCUCCACUCCUCGGCCCUUCCAAGACGUAACUACGUAUGUAGUGUCCUCGGGAUCAUAACUUGGACUUCGCCCUCCCUAAUCCACAAGCCCAACAGCCCCUUCCCGCCUAAGCGACACAUCAAGAUUCACGACACAAGCAUCUUGUCGCGGCGCGUCGGCGUUACCGUGGCAAUCUUUGUCGACGCGAAGAAUUUCAUGCCGGAGAUCGGCACCGUGGCCCUCUUCCGAGGCGUCACCAUGCAGAAGUGGGAGGGAGAGCCGAUUCUGAAUGCGUAUGCCAAUCUGAAGGAGUGUGGUGAGGAGUGGUUCAUUACGGCAGACGAGACGUUGAAGGCGAUGGGUCACGAUGUCAUUGGGAUGAAAAGAUGGUGGGCUGAGUUGGCAGGGAGGAAGGCUCCUAGUUCAAUGAAGUAA